This is a messenger RNA of Racocetra fulgida, 358 nucleotides long. Lineage: Eukaryota; Fungi; Glomeromycota; Glomeromycetes; Diversisporales; Gigasporaceae. The record is from the annotation of a GenBank genome assembly.
AUGAUUCAUGUAACACCAAAUUUAAGUGAAUUUGCAUGUCGUCUCUUGUCUGUUCCACCCAAUUCUGCAACUUCUGAACAAGCUGCAAAAAUGGCACAAGUUUUUUGGUAUAUAAACCAAAAAUCUAAACAGGACAAAGAAAAAUCUAAAAUUUUAAAUGAAUCAACAUCAAAUAAUAUGGAAGAAAAGAAUUUAGACAAUAAUGAUAAUGAUGAUGGUAUAAAUGAAGAUUGUGAUGUGGACAAAUUUAUUGAUAACUUAAAUCAAAUAUCUGCUGGAUUAAUAGAUGAUCUUUAUGUUUUUGAUACAAAUCAUGAAGGAACUAUUCCAAAACUUGUAGAUGUUUUUAAUUCUAAAA